UCCGCUGCUCCUAUUUUUUCCCUCGUUCCCUCCACGCCUUACCGUUUCCCUCCAUUCCUCUCUCUCUCUCUCUGGAUUUCCCUCUCAUCUCUUUGCUGUCUCUCUCGUUCACUCUCUAAGCUUCCAAGUUUUUUUCCAUUUUCUCAUGAAAUCGAGAAGAGAUCAAAGAUCUCACAGAGGUUAGUGAAAGGGAGUGAGGUUUUGUUCUUUACCGGCGGCCUUUUCUCUUAUCUCUCGUGUUCUUCGAAGAUCCCUACUUUUUCUCUGUCAAAUAAGCUGGGAUCGAAGAUCUCGCGAAGAGAGUGAGUUGGAGUGAGGUUUUGUUUUUCGGCGCCAAGCCCUGCAUCAGAUCUGGGAGGAAGUAGCCAUUUUGGAGCCUAUUUUUCCUUCAAUCUCUCGAUUCCAUAAUCCAAAGUUGCCUUCUUUUUCAGAUCUUUGAGAAAGAGCAAUUUUGGGACGAGUGAUGGAUCUGUUAGGAGAAAAGGAAACCGGAUCUAUAGAUCUGAGUAGUGGCAGAGAGAGUUCAGGGGAGCUGAAGAGCUGCGCGGAUUGCCGGACUACCAAGACGCCUCUUUGGCGAGGCGGCCCCUCGGGCCCUAAGUCGCUCUGCAACGCCUGUGGGAUUCGCUACCGGAAGAACAGGAGGGCAGCGCUGGGGCACAAGGAAGGGGAAAGAAGAGAAAGGAAGCAGAAGAGAGAGGACGAUGGCGGCAGCGGCAGCGGCAGCAGCAGCAGCAGCAGCAGAACCACCACCACGACCAAAGAGUUGGGUGGGGUCUCGGUGAAGCUUAGGAUGUUGGGUUUGGGAAGCGAGGUGUUGGUGAAGAGGAGAUCUACGCUCGAGAGGAAGAGGAGAAGGAUGGGAGAAGUGGAGCAGGCUGCUGUGCUUUUGAUGGCUCUCUCCUCUGGAUUCCUCUAUGCCUAGCUUUAUUUUGUUAUAUUAGUCCUCGUUCGUAGUGUAGAGAACAAGAAAAGAAAGUUUUGGAUGUUGGUCUUCUUUUUGUGUUUCUUUUCUUUGUUUUAAGAAGGAAGGGACGGGGGGUGUGCAAUCAAGUAUAAUGUCAUCCCUGUUCUAAUGUAUAAUGUCACCAUAAAUGGAGAAUUUUGUUUGCUUUUCUA
Molecule: messenger RNA, 1119 nt
Organism: Elaeis guineensis (African oil palm)
Lineage: Eukaryota; Viridiplantae; Streptophyta; Magnoliopsida; Arecales; Arecaceae
Product: GATA transcription factor 15
Biological process (GO): regulation of DNA-templated transcription
Molecular function (GO): sequence-specific DNA binding; zinc ion binding
Source: RefSeq, a predicted model, not a curated record